Carassius auratus (goldfish) is the source of this 2483-nucleotide messenger RNA. It is a transcript of the gene lrit1b, whose product is annotated as leucine-rich repeat, immunoglobulin-like and transmembrane domains 1b. The transcript is spliced from 4 exons. The record is from RefSeq and is a predicted model, not a curated record. NCBI's taxonomy places the organism in Eukaryota, Metazoa, Chordata, Actinopteri, Cypriniformes, Cyprinidae. The coding region runs from base 55 to 2019 and encodes 654 amino acids. Gene Ontology annotation, cellular component: endoplasmic reticulum membrane. Gene Ontology annotation, molecular function: protein binding.
AACAGACUCAAACCCAUCCGGACAGUAGCUAGAACAGAUACAGUAGCAUAGAAGAUGAGUGUUUUGGGUUUUUGGGCUUUUGCGCUGGUGCUGUGCUGCCUUCCGUUGUUUUGCAGCUCGUGUCCUGCUCAAUGCAGCUGCUUCUACCACAAACUGAGCGACGGAUUCAAGUCGAGGAGUGUGCUGUGUAACGACCCCGAUCUCACUGUGAUCCCAAACAACUUUCCCUCGGACACCUCCAAACUCCGCAUCGAGAAAACCUCCAUCAGCCUGGUCUCCAGCGAAACCUUCCAUUACCUCAGCAGCCUGGAGUACCUCUGGAUAUCCUUCAACUCACUCUCCUCCCUCAGCGUGGACAGUUUCCGAGGACUUAACGCCUUGGAUGAAUUACGGAUGGAUGGGAAUGUUCUCACUUCCUUUCCUUGGGAAUGUUUGAUGGACAUGCCUAACCUUCGGCUUCUGGAUUUGCACAAUAAUAAAAUCAGCAGCAUCCCAGCUGAAGCAACCAUUUACAUCAAAAACUUGACCUACCUGGAUCUGUCCAGCAACAGUCUGACCACCGUUCCAGCCGAGGUUCUUACUUCGUGGUUCUCUCUGAAACCUCCUCAGGAUGCAGAGAACUCCAAAAUGAUACUGGGUCUCCACGACAAUCCCUGGCAGUGCGACUGUCGUCUCUUUGAUUUGGUGCAGUUCCAGAAGUUUCCUUCUUCCUCCGUGGCGUUCAUCGAUACACGUCUGCGCUGCGCCGAACCCGAGAGCCUGUCGGGAGUCCUCUUCUCUGAUGCUGAGCUCCGCAAGUGUCAGGUUCCCCGCGUGCACACGGCCGUCGCGAGGGUCCGAAGCUCCAUCGGAAACAAUGUGUUGCUGCGCUGCGGGACCAUCGGUGUUCCCAUCCCGGAGCUGUCCUGGACCCGUGCCGACCGCAAGCCCAUGAACGGCACCGUUCAACAGGAAAUCUCUAAAGAGGGCAUCAUCUGGUCCAUUCUCAGCGUUCCUGCUGUUUCGUACAGGGAUUCAGGGAAAUAUGUUUGCAGAGCCACUAACUUUGUCGGGAGUGCCGAUGCCAUUAUCUCACUUGUCAUUUCUGAUACGUGGCAAAUCGAUGAAGCGGUCGCCAAAAAAAGUCACGGAAAGAAGAAUGGUGGAUUUGGCCGAGCGGCGUAUCAAGAGAAACUCAUCGCCAGAUACGUGCCGCCGGCCACAUCAGCCGCUGUGCCCAUCAUCGAGCCGCUCAAUGGACCCAAAGCCACAGCAUCCAUCCGGAUCGAAAGCUACAGCAUUUCUGAUGAUGUUUCCAAAGCGAAGGUCACAGCGGCACCUGCAGUGUCCACAGGAACAGACAGCGGGGCGGUGGAGCUUCAGAAAGAUGUCUUGAGUAACCUGGAGGCUAAUGCUUCAUCUCUGCAGCAGGGUCCGGAGCGCAGAGUGGUUCGCUCGGUCAAAGUGAUUGGUGACACUGACCACACGGUCUCGCUGAACUGGCGCGCACCCACCGCCUCCAACACCACGUCCUUCAGCGUUCUUUACGCCGUCUUUGGGGAGAGGGACAUGCGUCGCAUUAAUGUUGGCCCAGGCAAGAAUCGGGUAACGAUCGAAGGGCUCGUCCCCAAAACCAAGUACAUAGCCUGUGUGUGCGUGAAGGGCCUCGUUCCCAAGAAAGAGCAGUGUGUGAUUUUCUCCACGGACGAGGCGGCCAGCGCCAGCGGCACACAGAAGCUCAUUAACGUGGUGGUGAUCACGGUCGCCUGCGUGAUCGCGGUUCCUCUGACACUCAUCGUCUGCUGCGGGGCACUGAAGAGGAGGCUGCAGAAACUGAUGGGCAGGAAGUCCAAAGACAUUCAGGACUCGUACGUGACGUUUGAGACUCUGUCUCCAGGCACCAAAGCCAAAGGACUGGAGGGGGAAUAUCUCACCAGACUCAACCCAGACGAGUCCAACCGGCUGCUUUCGGCCCGCUCUAGUGUGGACUCUGAGGCUACGGCCAGAACCGAGGGCCAACCCAACGAGUAUUUCUGCUGAUGGACCAACGGCAGGUAACCACCUUAGAGAAAGUUCAGUGUUCAAAAAGGGAAAAUUAUCACUCAAGUGUGAAAUUUGUGUUUCUUUUUUUGUCAUGCACUUUUCCAAUGAUAUGUUUAUCAUUGAUUCAUUCAUCAUUUAUGUUCUGCAAUGAAAUGUCUGUGAGCAACACAUAAUACUCAUAUAUCUUAUACAGAAGGUGAAGCGUUAAGAUUUUCUGUUUGGACUGUCAGGAUUUUGCAAUAAGACAGGGACGGUGAUGUACAUGCUUAAUUUUUCCUUUUUACUUGUUUUUCUUUAUACUGUUAACUUGUCACAGUGUACUGGGGCAACUGUUCUGUUUUCCACUUUAACCUUAAAACUGCUUAAAAUUUGCAAUAUCAGGAAUAUGUUAAAGUCUCUACUCAAAUAUAUUAAAUAUAUGUUUAAAAAUACGAUUGAAUAAAAUAAUGUUUUAUAUGGUC